AUGGGUGAUCUUAUCGUGGGUGAUCCUACCGUGGGUGGACUUAUGGGUGAUCUUAUCGUGGUUGAUCUUAUCGUGGAUGAGGGUGAACUUAUGGUAGGUGAUCUUAUCUUGGGUGAUCUUAUUGUGGGUGAUCUUAUCGUGGGUGAGCUUAUCGUGGGUGAAGUUAACGUGGGUGAACUUAACGUGUGUGAUCUUAUCGUGGUGGCUGAACUUAUCGUGGAUGAACGUAUCGUUGGUGAUCUUAUCGUGGGUGACCUUAUCGUUGUAAUGGGUGACUUUAUCGUGGGUGAUCUUAUCGUGAGUGAACUCAUCGUGGGUGAACUCAUCGUGGGUGAUCUUAUCGUAGUUGUCGUGGGUGAACGUCUCGUUUGUGAUCUUAUUAUGGGUGAUCUUAUCGUGAGUGAGCUUAUCGUGGGUGAAGUUAACGUGGGUGAACUUAACGUGGGUGAUCUUAUCGUGGGGGAUCUUAUCGUGGGUAAUCUUAUCGUGAACGUAUCGUUGGUGAUCUUAUCAUGGGUGAACUUAUCGUUGUGUGAACUUAUUGUAGUUGAUCUUAUCGUGGGUGAGGGUGAACUUAUCGUGGGUGAACUUAUGGUAGGUGAUCUUAUCUUGGGUGAUCUUAUAGUGGGUCAUCUUAUCGUGGGUGAUAUUAUCGUGGGUGAUCUUAUCAUGGGUGAUCCUAUCGUGAUUGAUCUUAUCGUGGGUGAUCUUAUUGUAGGUGAAGUUACAGUGGGUGAACUUAUCGUGGGUGAUAUUAUGGUGGGUGAUCUUAUGGGUUAUCUUAUCGUAGGUAAACUUAUCAUGGGUGAUCUUAUAGUUGCUGAACUUGUCGUGGGUGAACUUAUCAUUGGUGAACUUAUCAUCGGUGAAUUUAUCAUGGGUGAUCUUAUCGUGGGUGAACUCAUCGUGGGCGAUCUUAUCAUGUGUGAACUUACAGAGGGUGAACUUAUCUUGGGUGAAAUUAUGGGUUAUCUUAUUGUGGGUAAACUUAUCAUGGGUGAUCUUAUAGUGGCUGAACUUAUCGUGGGAGAACGUAUCGUUGGUGAUCUUAUCAUGGGUGAACUUAUCGUUGUGUGA
Vigna angularis (adzuki bean) is the source of this 1077-nucleotide messenger RNA. RefSeq lists its product as uncharacterized. NCBI's taxonomy places the organism in Eukaryota, Viridiplantae, Streptophyta, Magnoliopsida, Fabales, Fabaceae. The transcript is spliced from 10 exons. Bases 1 to 1077 code for a protein of 358 amino acids. The record is from RefSeq and is a predicted model, not a curated record.